Drosophila innubila is the source of this 1313-nucleotide messenger RNA. RefSeq lists its product as uncharacterized. The coding region runs from base 285 to 1106 and encodes 273 amino acids. NCBI's taxonomy places the organism in Eukaryota, Metazoa, Arthropoda, Insecta, Diptera, Drosophilidae. The transcript has 6 exons. The record is from RefSeq and is a predicted model, not a curated record.
CAACAGCGCACGCAUUGAAAAAGUACUAUUCUAGCCACAGUGUCAUUUGGCCACAGCAAGCUGUGGUAUAUUUUUGGCGCGCAUUUUAAUGUUGUUGUUCUUGCUUAAGCUAAUUGCAUAGCGCAGUUGAAAAUUUAAUGAGACUAGUGAGAAAAAUAAAAGGCAACUAACGAUAGCAAAUACAAUUGCUUAUAAUUAAUUGAGUGACAUUUGUUUUGGUUUUUUGUUCAAGUGUAAGUUAAGUGCGUGUCGUGAACAGCAACAACAAUGUCAAGCGAGAUCAAAUGGCGUUGAGCAGACGUUCCAGAUACACUUACAAAUCCCUUGGCGCCGCCAGCACGCAACUCCGUUGGCUAAACUGCCUCAUACGGCUCUGUUUGUUUAUCCGUGUUGCUAAGCUGGCAGCAUUCGCCGAGGAGGUCAGCACUUCGACUGGCAUCUCGGAAGAAUGGGGAUCCGGCUGGAAAGGUGGCACCAACUUUCUCGUCGAGGUCGAAGAAACAGCUGCCAUGUCGCCACCGAAUGAGGCACGUGGCAGCAGCAACACAUCCGACGAUUACAUCGCUGAGCUGAACAGUCGAGAAGACAGCCAGGAUACAGGUGCCACAGGUGCCACAAUUACAGCAAAUGGCACCACCAUCGAAACGGGACCCAAAAUCAUAGUACGCACCGAGGAGGUUUUGAUUGUGGGACUCGUGCUCAUCCUUUGGGUUGGGGCCAUAAUGCUCUUCUUCAAUCGCUGGGGCAAAAUACGCAUGUUGGAACCUUAUCAGCCAAAGUUUCAGCAACAACAUCGCAGCUCCUGUCCCCUGGUCGAUAUGGAAGCGGUAACGCCGCAUCAGCGCACCUCCGUCUCACGAAUGUCGAUGGGCAUGGUGCACAAUCACAAUUUGAAUAUGCCAACGUGUCAAUUUGCAGCCUAUAAUCCCAGUCUUUAUGCGAAGGGUUACGCCUCCCACGUCUCACACGUCUCGAGGCCCCGUCAGAACUCCGUGUUCGUUGGAGCCAGCACGAGUCACUAUUUGAUGCCGAGGCCGCCAAGGAAGACGCGCUCGGCGAUGGAUCUGCACUCGAUGGUUCUGGAUGAGAGCGCCGAGCAGGUGUAGAUACAGAUACUAUCUGCUAGAUAGCAUAAGAUACAAGUUAUGGGUGUGGUUGUAUGUGUGUGCGACUGUGUGUAUCUGUGUGUGAGUGUGUGCGAGAGAGAAGUGCAUUAAGUAAGUCGGUGAAUAAGUAAGUAGGAGUAGGCGUAGAGGUUUAUAAUUAGUGCGGAGCUAUAGAAGAUGCAGCAGAGGAAAGAGAAGAUAUCAAAA